Molecule: messenger RNA, 819 nt
Organism: Ambispora gerdemannii
Lineage: Eukaryota; Fungi; Glomeromycota; Glomeromycetes; Archaeosporales; Ambisporaceae
Source: the annotation of a GenBank genome assembly
AUGUCUGAAAAAAUUCACGAAGCUUCGACUAUCAUGGUUUGUAUGCGCAUCGUUGCGAAUUGUCUUAUUUGUAUACUGAUAAUUACCCAACUUGUGUAUGGUUUUAACCCUCAAAUGCAAUUUGUUUGGUACUGGAUAUUAGUCGCAGCUAUAACGACGGUCUACACAACAAUUUUAGUACUUUGUAUUGUGGGUAUGGGUCGUAAAUUCUAUCAAAAGAUGAAAUGGAAGACUUUGACAUUUAAAAUGACAAUAGCAGGACUAGUUAUUUUCAACAUCUUAAAUAUCAUAACAAUGUCUUGCAUAUACGAGGAGAUAAUAAUUAGUCCAAUAAUAAGUUACGAGAUUUUCGUGACGCAAAUGAUUUUUGGAAUGUUGACUACUAUGUCAUCUUUCAUCUAUACAUUCCGACCGUUGAUGAAUCUUCACACGAAUCCGCAAAUGAAAGAACGAAAAAUAGGCGGAAAUAAUAUCAACCCAACAAAUAAUAUCAAUCCAACAGAUAAUAUCAAUCCAAUAAAUGCCGCCAUUGGAACUUGGUACUUCACGACACUAUGCACGCUUUCUCUGCUUUACCUAUCGCUCUAUGUUACUUGUCUAUUAACAAAAACCGCGCAUCAGUAUCUAACGAUUACAAUUGCGAUAGAUUCGAUUCUGAGAAGUGCAUUUACCCUUGUGCUGGCUUCUGCAACACCGAAAAAGUUUAUCGAUCGUUUGAAAUCGUUUGUGAAUCGUGGAAAGACAAGCAGGGAACGGACAGUAUAUGGCGCUGGUAUUGAUAGCAUCACAGAAAAUAACCUAUUAAAAGAGUUAGCAUAA